This is a messenger RNA of Triticum urartu, 1164 nucleotides long. RefSeq lists its product as uncharacterized. The record is from RefSeq and is a predicted model, not a curated record. Lineage: Eukaryota; Viridiplantae; Streptophyta; Magnoliopsida; Poales; Poaceae.
GUUCCUGCUACUCCUUCCUCUGCUUUCCUCUCGUAAAUUAUAGUCCCGCGGUGCUGCUCUGUUCAUUUCUCCGGCGGUCGGCGAUCAGUUGUGCACCUGCCGUAGCUGUUGAUUGAUAGGGGGCUGAUUGAGGUAGCUGCCAUGUCGGGAAUAUCGCUGGCAGUGGCGCCGCGGUCUGACCCGGACAACGGGGCGGAGCGGCAGCCGUCGUCGGCGAUGCUCGGGGGCGUCAUGGGCUCGCUCCGCGUCAUCGAGCUCCAGCUCGUCGCCUUCAUCAUGGUCUUCUCGAUGUCAGGCCUCGUCCCGCUCAUCGACCUCGCCUUCCCGGUCGUCACCACCCUCUACCUCCUCGCCCUCUCCCGCCUCGCCUUCCCUUCGCUCCACAGCAAGCUCGACGACGAAGCCGCCGCCGCCCACUCCGCCGCGUCCCAGGAGAUCUUCCGCGGAAGCAAGCUGUUUCAGGUGUAUGUGGUGAUGGGCACCACGGUGGGGCUGUUCCUGCCGCUGGCGCACGUCCUGGGCGGGUUCGCGCGCGGCGACGACGCCGCCGUGCGCUCCGCGACGCCACACCUGUUCCUGCUCUCGUGCCAGAUCCUCACGGAGAACAUCGUGGGCUCGCUCGGCGUCUUCUCGCCGCCGCUGAGGGCACUGGUGCCGCUUCUCUACACGGUGCGCCGCGUCUUCGUCAUCGUCGACUGGGUCUACGAAGUGUGGACCAACAAGCUCAUCACCCGCACCGCCCCCGUUCAGGAUAAGGCCUGGGUGUGGUUCGGCAGGUACCUCGCGGUGGCGAACUUGGUCUACUUCUCCACCAACCUGUUCGUCUUCCUCAUCCCCAAGUUUCUCCCCCGCGCGUUCGAGAAGUACUUCCACACGCGCGACGAGGUGUACGCCAAGACGGCGGAGGACAAGCGAGCAAGGGAUCUGUCCUCGCUCGAUGAUGACGGUGCGGCAAAAUCGGAGGUCUCCAAGAAGGCCGACUGAGAUCGAUGAUCGUGUUCGUUGCGCGGCUGCGCUCGUAGUGUGCUCUGUAGCUUCAACGUUGCUUACCUGUAUGUGGACCGGUGUUUGUACAUUUGGGUCUUCGCUUCUCAUUUCUGAAAUUCCGUGUGAAUGUAGUACUCCCUUCGUUUCAACAUAAUUGAAGUUCUAGAUUUAUUUUAA